GAGUCGGGACACGGUGGAGCCCCGCGCCCCUCACGGCCCGAGCUCGGCGCUCUUCGGUCGGGACCGCAGGCAUACACCUCUACCCUCGGGUCCGGGACCACAUCUCUCCCCCGACACUUUCCCGGGGCACCCGUUUCCUGCCACCCGUCACCACCAUCGGUGGAUACUGGAGCGUGCGGUCCCCAGCCGGGGGCCCCAGGGCAGCCGAGUGACCGCGGCCGAUAACCCGGGGCUGCCGUCGGGGCGCGGAUUUAUGAAUGGGAGGCCCGCCCCGGCCCCGCCUCGCCCCUUGGCCACCGCCCCUCUCGGGCCGCCCCUCCCUGGCCGCCCGCGCCGUCGGGGCGGUCGCCGGUCGCGGCCGCGGCGAUGGCCCAUCGCCUGUCGCCCGCCGCCCGCCCGCCGCCCGCCGCCAUGAGGCGCGGGGGCCCCGCUGCCAUCGCCGCCUGCCUCGCCGGGGCUCUCGCUGUGCUGGCGGACCGGGGCCGGGCAGUGCCACCGGGACCGGCCGGCGACCCCCCCGCAGCUACGGGCACCUGGAGGGCGACGUGCGCUGGCGGCGACUCUUCUCCGCCACCCGCUUCUUCCUGCGCAUCGACGGCGGCGGCGGCGUGGAGGGGACGCGCUGGAGGGAGCGGCCGGGCACCAUCGUCGAGAUCCGGUCGGUGCGUGUGGGCGUCGUGGCCAUCCGGGCGGUGCACACCGGCUUCUACCUGGCCAUGAACAAGCGGGGGAGGCUCUACGGGUCGAAGGAGUUCAGCCCCAACUGCAAGUUCACAGAGCGCAUCGAGGAGAACGGCUACAACACCUACGCGUCGCUGCGCUGGCGGCACUGCGGCCGCCCCAUGUUCCUCUCCCUCAACAGCAAGGGCAGGCCACAGCGAGGGGGCAAGACACGCCGGCAGCACCUCUCCACACACUUUCUCCCCAUGCUUGUUGGCUGAGCGCCACGAGCAGCUCCGGACAGUCCUGUAGGAAAAAAAACAAGAAAGGAUUCUUUUAUUUAUGUACA
Messenger RNA from Pseudopipra pipra, 1009 nucleotides. RefSeq names its product fibroblast growth factor 22 (gene FGF22). The record is from RefSeq and is a predicted model, not a curated record. Gene Ontology annotation, molecular function: fibroblast growth factor receptor binding; growth factor activity. The coding region runs from base 258 to 941 and encodes 227 amino acids. NCBI's taxonomy places the organism in Eukaryota, Metazoa, Chordata, Aves, Passeriformes, Pipridae. The transcript has 3 exons. Gene Ontology annotation, cellular component: cytoplasm. Gene Ontology annotation, biological process: animal organ morphogenesis; fibroblast growth factor receptor signaling pathway; positive regulation of gene expression.